Phycomyces blakesleeanus NRRL 1555(-) is the source of this 486-nucleotide messenger RNA. RefSeq lists its product as hypothetical. The record is from RefSeq and is a predicted model, not a curated record. The coding region runs from base 1 to 486 and encodes 161 amino acids. Lineage: Eukaryota; Fungi; Mucoromycota; Mucoromycetes; Mucorales; Phycomycetaceae. The transcript is spliced from 6 exons.
AUGAAGUAUGGUUUAGCUUUAUGGAGAAUUUUAUCAAUUUUAUUUGAAAAGGGUCUAACUCAAUACUUUGAAGGACCAGUUUAUGAAAGUAACAAUAGUAUCCCAAUGAAGAAACGCACUCGUUUACGUCUAUUCAUACUUACAUUUAUAGAGAUUCUAGAAUACAUGUCUGAUUAUAAUGCAGUGAUUCUUCUCCAAACUUGGCAGACUACAAAUACAUUAUACAAUAUGUUUAUGUGGGUGCGUAAUUUGACUGCAUUAAGAAUCUGUUAUUUAGACUGUAUCAAACCUAUUUGUUUCUUGAUUGUAAUCUCUGCAGAUAGUCCAAUUUAUGGCCUGAUCCACGUAUCAGCCUUUAUCCACCACACCUCCACCUGCGAAGAAUGCGAUGAACUGCCAAUGCCACAGUCGUGCCGGCGCCAAUUAGCGCUUAUUUAUCUGCCAGAAAAACUUUGCAGUCUUAAUGGGUCAGAAGUGCAGUAUUAG